Messenger RNA from Peronospora matthiolae, 1953 nucleotides. The record is from the annotation of a GenBank genome assembly. Lineage: Eukaryota; Oomycota; Peronosporomycetes; Peronosporales; Peronosporaceae.
AUGCUGUCAUCGACACGCCGUCGCACGUUAUCACGUAACGACGCCAAGACGUUCCCACUGCCGGAUGACUUCUUCCCGGAAGUCCAGCUCACGGACGUACAGAUUCAGAGCUAUGAAACGCAGGUCGAGGAAAUCGUCCGAAACGCGUUAGAGGAAUACGAACAACACCAAGUCCAACCAAUAUACAGUGCACCGUGGGCGCUUCUUGGUACCGACGGUCCCUUGACCGCUAUUCGUAAGGAAUCAUCCGAGGAGCUCUCGAACAGCGAGUUUCGUCUCUAUGGAUGCAUCCACGGCAACUUUCAAACCUUUAUGGAGUACCACUACGCUGAGACGUCUCAGGAGCAUUUCGAGUGCAGUCAGUUCAUGUACGGCUACGCGGUGGACGCUGUCGUGCUCAAGAACAUUCACACGCGAGAAUCAAACAAACCACAUGACUACAUGGGCAUCAAGUGGACGUGUCUGCAGCCGUCAUCAUUCGGCCACAAGCGGGACAAUUGCUUUCUAGAAUACCUAAGGUACACUACCGACAAGCUCGGCCGUAAAGUGGGCGUCCGUGUGACGCUCCCCGUGGAGAUCAACGAAUGCCCCGAUCUGCACCACUCGCUGAGAAUCAGACGGAUGAAGGCUCAAAGCGUCUGCAUCGUCCGCCCGGCAGGUUCAUCGGCAGACGCCACGCAGCUGUUUCUCAUGAGCAAAAAUGACUUCGCCGGUCUCUCACCGAGCGCCAAGAACUUUAAAAAGUUCAUGCGCAUUUACAACGACAUGUCUCUCAUUGUCGACUCGAAGCACAUUCUGAAGCAAGGAAUUGUGGGCAAAGCGAAGUGGGUGGCAAACGACGAGCGCAGAGCUUGCACGAGAUGUCAGCUCCCGUUUAAUACUGCAACGCGUCGCCGGUCGCAUUGCCGGCUUUGCGGUGAUGUCUUUUGCCGCCACUGCGUGAUCCUUCGCAAUGUGCCGCGCGAGGACGGCGGUAUGAACAAGUCACGCGUCUUUCAACUAGCGAAGACGCACUUUUGCAUGACGUGUGUAUCAAGCGUCCGUCAAGAAGGUAAUGACGCGCUGCAAAUGUUAACGUCGGAGCUCGUCUGUGCGUCUUUGACGACGCGUGGCGGGAGCGUCGAUAAGAGCCUCAGCUAUGACAUAAAGGCCCCGAAAUCUUGCAAAGCCAUGACCACUGCCAUGGAGGAGAGCAACUCUGUACAGCAGGAGUGGUGGAACGACCUGGUGUCGUACAACACGUCCGAGUCGGAGUGGUCCGAAACGGAUUCGGAGGACGCGAGUAAAGCGUCAUUCAAUGUCUCGGGCCUUUCGAAAUUGGCGAGCUCGUUGUCCUCGUCCCAGUCGUCAUGGACGACGUCUCAUAGUGAUAACAACACUGAAAAUUACGUGGACCAUGACCACAGUAUGUCGUUCAUAGCGACGCUGGAUGUCAUCGAUGACGAUGUGGCGAUUCUCGAUGAGGAGCCGCAGAACCGCAAGCUUCAGCUUCGAAAAGAGCUCGCCAAAGCGCAGCAGAUGUCGACGAGACAGCGACGUCUGUCACCGAAGCAAGAGCUGACUCCUCGGAUGUCGAUCGAUGACUUCCUGGAGGUCACUGAAGUCGUUGACACGACCGACAUGAUAUCGAUCUCGGAGCUAAGAAGGCAGUCAUGUGCUCAAACCGCAGGCAGUGCGAUCCCUGUGCCAACGGGGCAUAGUGAACAGACGACACUUUUGAGCCCGAGCGGCUUGGACAUUUGUCUUAGCCGGGACGACCCGACCACUCGAUUUCGCACGUCUCGCUCGAUAAGUCAGUGCCUCGCAGAGCAGGAGGAGCUUCUACGGCGCAUUCUGAGUGCCAGUCGAGGUCACUCGAGCUCUGGCGUGGGCUCGAAGCGUAUAUCGAGCAAGCCCAUGAACGUGGACUUGUCGGCGACGAUGCCCCCUAGUAUUCGACUGUACCAGUGCUAA